Messenger RNA from Dunckerocampus dactyliophorus (ringed pipefish), 2198 nucleotides. RefSeq names its product death-associated protein kinase 2. Gene Ontology annotation, cellular component: cytoplasm; nucleus. Bases 378 to 1457 code for a protein of 359 amino acids. The record is from RefSeq and is a predicted model, not a curated record. Gene Ontology annotation, biological process: protein phosphorylation; positive regulation of apoptotic process; intracellular signal transduction. The transcript is spliced from 12 exons. NCBI's taxonomy places the organism in Eukaryota, Metazoa, Chordata, Actinopteri, Syngnathiformes, Syngnathidae. Gene Ontology annotation, molecular function: protein serine/threonine kinase activity; ATP binding.
AUGAAGUGGCCAGUGAGUGACUCUGAAUUUCUUAGAGCGAAACAAGGAACGGCGGCUUCGUUCACCGGAGGGGCGGUACCGUGAACGCCUCUUGUUAGAAACUCGCCGUGUGUGACGGUAAUUCGGACAUGACAUCAGCGAGGUAUCACGACAUGCAUACCUUUUCCGCAUUCCGGAAAGACCAGUUGACGACGUGAGCGUUCACAUUGUGACAGCGAGCAGCGUGAAGAUAAGUCGUGCGUAGAAGCGACCAUUGGCAGGAACCAAGCCGACGAGAGCAGCCCUCCGCCCGGGUACGUCUGUGUUGGAGGACCAUGAGCCACUUGAGGUUUAAUAUGAAUUAAGCGGACUCAAGAAACAACCUGAAGUGAAUCGGCAUGGCCGUGUUCAAACCUGAGAAUGUGGAAGACUUCUAUGAGAUUGGAGAAGUACUAGGAAGUGGACAUUUUGGUCAAGUCCGAAGGGUUCGCGAGUUGGCCACCGGGACGUAUUGGGCGGGAAAGUUCCUAAAGCUUCGCAAGACCUCGUGCAGCCGUCUGGGCCUGGAGAGGAGCCAUGUGGAGCAGGAGGUGGAGGUGAUCCAAGCUCUACAGCACCCUAACAUCGUCGCUCUGAAAGACGUCUUUGAGAGUCGGUCGGAGGUGGUGCUCAUUCUGGAGAUCGUUAGCGGCGGCGAGCUGUUCGACUUCAUUGCCGAGAAGGAGAACCUGACGGAAGACGAAGCCAUCGAGUUCAUGAAGCAGAUCCUGAACGGACUGGGCUUCAUGCACAGCAAGAACAUCGCCCACUUUGACCUCAAGCCAGAAAACAUCAUGCUGUCGGACAAAGAGUGUCCUCAUCCUAACAUCAAACUCAUUGACUUUGGCCUUGCGCACCGUUUUAACUCAGGGGAGGAGUACAGGAGCACAAGUGGAACCCCUCAGUACAUCGCCCCCGAGGUGAUUAACAGUGAAGCCCUGAACACAGCGGCAGAUAUGUGGAGCAUAGGAGUUAUUACUUACAUACUCUUGAGCGGCUUGUCGCCGUUCCAGGGAGACACUGAUGAAGAGACUCUGAAGAAUGUCCUGGCUAUGAAUUACCGGCUCGACACGCAGUACUUCAGCACCACCAGCUCCACAGCCAAAGACUUCAUUCAGAAACUACUGGUGAAAAAUCCCAGUGACAGACUGACAGCUGAGGACUGUCUUCGCCAUCCAUGGAUCAAGCCCAUCACACGCAAACAGAUGGCCAACAGGAACCGAUCCUCGAUCAAUAUGAAGAACUUUAAGAAGUUCAACGCCAGAAGGAAAUGGAAGAUGUCCUAUAACAUGGUAUGGAUGUGUAACCGCCUGGUCCGCUUAAAACUCCUGUGCAAAGGCAGCUCUGAGCCACCUGAGAGACAGUGCGAAAGCGACGUGGAGGACCUUGAAAGCAAGCCCGCCUCUCUGCUGCGCCGAAGACUCAGUAGCAGUUCAUAGAGUUGGCCAGAAGGGGCAGCAAAGUGCAGCAUCUUUGACAGACCAGCUUUCGGCCUUGUGGGGUGAAAUUAAGGAAUAGACUGUUUUUAUUUUGGAAUCUGGUUCAUUCUUGCUGUGGAUAUAUGCAUUUAUAUAUAUUGCAUAUCACGAAACAGUGGAAUAUUUGUGGAUUUUUGGACAUUUUUGAUACAAAACGGCAUGUGAAAUAGUGUAUCCAAUGUUUAAUGUGUUUCCUGCACGCACAGGCAGUACCAAAUGCAAUUAUUGUGUCCACUGAUGGACAUACUCGUAAACAAAGAGGUGGGGAAAAAACAUGUUUUGCUGCAAUUUAUACACAUUUUUAGUGCACCGUAUACUCCAAUUUCUCGUCUUGAUUCUUCAGAAAAACAUUCCUACCUCAAUGUUAUUUUCGUGGCAUCAUGGCUGCCACCUCCUGUGUAUCGUGGCUAAUGCAAUGUAGUUCAACACCUUUUAUCCAUUCAUACGCUAAAAACAUCCUGUCUGGCUUUUAAGGAUGAUCUGACACUAUCAUUUGCCUUGUGUUAAUGAUGCAUUCUGCCGUCUAGUCAUACAAAUUGUGUAAAAAUAUAUAUACAGUAUAUAUAGAAAUUGUGUGCAUGUUUGUUAAAAUGAGCUGCAUUUGUCUCUUACGGCCUAAUUCUUUCCCUGUGAUGCAACUGGAAAAAAAGCAUAAAAUGCACUUGUCAGUUUAUUUUUGUUAGUCUGAAAUAUAUAUAUAUA